This is a messenger RNA of Aspergillus pseudoviridinutans, 663 nucleotides long. RefSeq lists its product as uncharacterized. Lineage: Eukaryota; Fungi; Ascomycota; Eurotiomycetes; Eurotiales; Aspergillaceae. The record is from RefSeq and is a predicted model, not a curated record. Bases 1 to 663 code for a protein of 220 amino acids. The transcript has 4 exons.
AUGGUCCGUGGUCAGAAGGUACUGAGCCUGCGCUUAGUCGAGGAACUCUCUCACCGUGCUGUUUGGCCGGAGAUGGACCCGGAACGGGACGAAAUUGACGCAGGGGCCGAGGGUCUGAUCUAUGCCUCCGAGACCACAUCCGUCUGGGACAGACGCCCCCUCCAAAUACUUCCUCCAAAAGGCCAACCCGGCCUGGGGAUCGGUGCCGCAGCGGUGACGAACCACAUCGGCGAAUUGGGCAUGGGGCGAGGGCGACAAGCGUGCCCCGGUAUACGCAGCGACCAGGUCGUUGAAGAGGAUGGAGAUGGAGAAGUAGUCACGCUGCGGAGUCAAUCGAACGUGGCUACGGUCCAGAUGCAGGGAUGGAUCAUGGCCGCUGACGCGGAGGGCCGCGCAGACCCCCGCGCAGGUCGUCAGAUGCAAUACCACGGCAUAGAGGAGGCCGUGGGGGUUCUUGGUGAAGAUGGUGCGGAGAAUGCAGUGCUUGCAUACCACAGCAGGGCAGGCCUCUGUCAUUCGCUCGAUAUCUACCUCACCCUCGAGAUAAAAAGCGAACGUGUCGAGGCCAGACCGCUCAAGGAAGAAUGCCUGGACGUCUGUCGCCGGGAGCACCUCGACAACUUGGGGUGUUUCCGGGAGCGUUCCUCGCUCCCGGAGCUUUGA